Molecule: messenger RNA, 2796 nt
Organism: Acanthaster planci (crown-of-thorns starfish)
Lineage: Eukaryota; Metazoa; Echinodermata; Asteroidea; Valvatida; Acanthasteridae
Gene: psmc6
Product: proteasome 26S subunit, ATPase 6
Molecular function (GO): ATP binding; ATP hydrolysis activity
Source: RefSeq, a predicted model, not a curated record
CCCUCAAUAAGCUAAGAAUUUGUCAAUCUGCACAAUGGCGGACCCACGAGAGAAGGCGAUCCAAGAUUAUCGUAAAAAAUUACUCGAACACAAAGAGCUAGACGCUCGUUUGAAGGAAAUGCGAGAGCAGUGCAAGGAACUGACAAAGAAUUAUGACAAAUCAGAGAAUGACUUGAAAGCAUUGCAGAGUGUUGGUCAGAUUGUUGGAGAAGUUCUCAAACAGCUGACUGAAGAAAAAUUUAUCGUGAAGGCCACCAAUGGCCCACGUUACGUUGUGGGAUGUCGGCGAGGCAUAGACAAAGCCAAACUGAAACAGGGCACCAGAGUUGCCCUGGACAUGACAACGCUAACAAUCAUGAGGUAUUUACCCAGAGAAGUUGAUCCGAUGGUGUAUAACAUGUCCCAUGAAGACCCUGGCAAUGUAUCCUACUCAGCCAUCGGAGGUUUGUCUGAGCAGAUCAGAGAGUUGAGAGAGGUCAUUGAACUACCUCUCUUGAACCCAGAGCUGUUCCAACGAGUGGGCAUCACCCCUCCGAAAGGCUGCCUGUUGUACGGGGCACCAGGUACUGGCAAGACACUUCUAGCUAGGGCAGUUGCUAGCCAACUAGAUGCCAAUUUCUUGAAGGUUGUCUCCAGUGCUAUCGUCGACAAGUACAUCGGCGAGAGUGCACGGCUGAUCCGUGAGAUGUUUGCCUACGCCAGGGACCACCAGCCCUGCGUCAUCUUCAUGGACGAGAUUGAUGCCAUUGGAGGACGGCGAUUCUCAGAAGGGACGUCGGCAGACAGGGAGAUCCAGAGAACUCUCAUGGAGUUGCUGAAUCAAAUGGAUGGCUUUGACACGUUAGGCAAAGUGAAGAUCAUCAUGGCUACCAAUAGACCCGACACAUUAGAUCCUGCACUGCUUAGACCUGGUCGCUUAGAUAGGAAGAUAGAAAUCCCUCUCCCAAAUGAGCAGGCUCGACUUGAUAUUCUCAAGAUCCAUGCCGCUCCCAUCACCAAACAUGGAGAUAUUGACUUUGAAGCAGUCGUCAAGUUAUCUGAUGGCUUCAACGGAGCAGAUCUUAGAAACGUUUGCACGGAGGCAGGUAUGUUUGCAAUCCGUGCGGAGCGUGAGUACGUUCUAGAUGAGGACUUCAUGAAGGCUGUACGGAAGGUUUCCGAGAGCAAGAAGUUGGAGACAAAGCUGGACUACAAACCUGUCUGAGUCAGAACUCCUGCCCCCUCCACCCAGAAAAUAGAGGACUGAAGACUCAUCUUGUCACCGCAAUGAGAAGGCAUGGCUGAGGGUAGCACUUUGCUUGUGCUGGUAGUGCAAGCAUUGUUCAGUUUGUUCAGUUGUAGGCAUUUGUGGACCCACUGGCAAUUUAAUUCAAGGAACAUUGGGUGUACCCAUGACAUAAUGUGGUCUCAAGUCCGUUAUGCCUUCUCAUUGCCGUCAUGUGAUUAGGGCCUGUUUACACAGACAACCGUUAACAAACGUCAGUGCUUUCCAUGUAUAUCAGUGACGGUGUUUUCCUAUGGGCCUGUUUGCUGAGAGUAGACAAAAUGGGUGAUAUUUCAAGAGAUACUGCCCUGUGACAGUGCACUCUGGCCAUUCAGUGGUCUUGCUGGGUAUGACAUCACAGACUGACUGAUGUGGUUGGGCACUGCCAUGCCGCACCCUAAGCUUUUCCCAUAGGUCACUAUUGUUUUUUUGUUGAAGUUAUUAGCGUGAUUGGAAACUGAGCAGGUUUCCGCCCUUAUUUGUACAUGUAUUUGCAAUCCAUGUAUGCUGUGCAGCACAGCACUUUUCGGUCAGCUCUGUCCGUUAUCACUUGUCUGUGUAAGUGGGCCCUUAGUCCGUAAGGGUAACUGAUGAAUCAUUGAACAUGUAUUAUGGUACUGCAAGAUGUUAGUUUGCUUGGGGGGAAAAAAUAUCUACCCUGUCUGGUUUGGGAGCUCCAUCCACACGAGCUUUAUAUCCUAUUCAAUUUUUAACUAAAACACAAUACACGCAAAUAGACCACAGAUCGUCUAUUCCUUCGGUAAGGGGCUCGGCAAGGGGUUAUGAACGUUUUGUGGACUGUGUAAAGGAGAUAACCAAAGAUAGGAAAUGAGGGUUUCUCUGGUAGAUUUGAGAGAUUUCAGUAACACACUGGCCUUCACAAUUCUUAUACCGUUUGUUAAGACUGUCUUGUAAUGACACCUGUAUGGACAAAGGGCGCACGCUGAAUAAAAGUGGGGUAGGAAAUAAAAUUUAUCAGACUGGUCAAGUUGAAAUAUCAUUUCCCAGACAGUUUUGAGCAGGUCUGUUCCAGUCUAGGGGAUGCUCGUUUGUAACUUAUGAAUUUCUGAGUCUCCAACUUGGAGCUGUCAAUGUUUCUGUCCUGAACGUCCCAUUCUGAGGUAACCUUAGUCAGAACAAUGACACAUUUCUUUGAAAACAAACCUCAACACAAAGACAAUUUGUUGGAGAUUUAUUCUGAAAAUCUUCCUAAUUUAUUUUUUGUUACCUUGUACGUACAAGCUCAGCGAUGUUAAAGGAUGUCAUCAAGACAAAUUGAACCCCAGGAAAAAACUUCAAAGUAUCCUUAGACUUAUUGGGACGAAGGUAGCCCAAGGGUGCCCAGGGGAUGUUUACCUACCUGUAGUUGGUUUGUGAAGCUAUGUGUUUGCUGAACUUCUUGUACGUUGUAAACGAAUUUGGUAAGAACAGAAAGAAAUAGUCCUUUUUAUGUCAACUCGUGUCGACUGGUAAUUACUCUCUGACCUUCAAACAGGACACACAGAAUAAAUGAAUUCAGUGGUCACUUGAAA